AUGCCGCCAUAUACCUACGAUCAUUCCGGCGAUAACAUACACAGCCUGCUUUUUGAACUCAUCCGCCACAACAUCGAACACACACUCGAUCUCGCGACUCGCAAUAGCAAAUCUAAUACUAACUGGUCCCCCGCGCCCCCAGACCACACACCUUUGAUAGUUUUCUUCCCCCAAACCACCCAAGAGACAUCCCUCAUCCUAAAAACGUGCAAUGAGCGACGUAUAGCCGUAACACCCUUUUCCGGCGGCACAAGUUUCGGCGGCGCGCUCGCAGCUACAAAAGGGGGAAUAUGUAUAAGUUUCGAGCGGAUGAAGAGUAUCGUCGCGUUACAUGAAGAUGACAUGGAUGUUGUGGUGCAGCCAGGAUUGGGGUGGGUGGAGUUGAAUGAAAGGUUGGCAGAGAAGGGGUUAUUCUUCCCUGUCGAUCCUGCUCCGGGGGCGAAGAUAGGUGGUAUGGUAGCAAUGUCCUGCUCCGGAACAAACGCCUACCACUACGGCACCAUGAAAGAAAACGUCAUAUCACUGACCUGCGUGCUACCGUCCGGCGCGAUCAUAAAAACGCACAACAGGCCGCGCAAAUCAUCCGCUGGCUACGACCUCACACAUCUCGUCAUCGGCUCCGAAGGCACCCUCGCCCUCGUCACAGAAGCCGUCCUGCGUCUCGCGCCUUUGCCCCAGAACUUGCACGUCGGUCUAGCCACAUUCCCCACUUUCCAAGCCGGGGUCCAAGUCGUCGUCUCGCUCCAAAAACUGGGCCACCGACUUGAAGCACUAGAGUUGGCAGACGGACCGCAAAUGCAGUGUGUCAACGUGUCUGGCCUCGCACCCGCACGCGUGUUUAAAGAAGUGCCAACGCUGUUUUUCAAGAUCGCAGGGCCAUCGGUGCAUAUCGUUCAAAACCAGAUAGCCAUCAUGCAAGAGUUGUGUAAAGCACAGGGAGCAUCUAGCGUUGAAAUUACAAAUGAAGAGAGUGCGGUCGGUGUGAUUUGGGGCGCGCGGAAAUGCAUGGGCACGGCUCUUCUUGCUAUGAAGAAGAAAGCUACUGACCUCUUCUUACACAGCGACUGCGCGGUUCCCAUUUCGAAUCUCUCCCGUCUCGUUGCUGGAACUCAGGAUCUCAUCGCCAAAGCUUCAGUCACGAAUCAAGCAGAUUGGUUCUGUGCCAACGUCGGCCACAUCGGGGACGGCAACGUCCACUCCAGCAUUGUGUGUCCACAGGAGCACUAUGACGCUGCAAUGAGUGUCAUCAUGGACAUCGCGAGGCUGGCGCUUAGCUUAGAGGGCACGAUAACGGGCGAGCAUGGCGUUGGGAUGAAGUUGAGAGAUGCGUUGGAGGAGGAAGUAGGGAGUGAGGGUGUGGAGGUGAUGAGGGGAGUUAAGAGGGCGUUGGACCCAAGGGGCAUUUUGAAUCCGGAUAAGGUUUUUAGGCUGGAGGGGGAGGGGGGUGAGUCUAAACUCUAA
Messenger RNA from Alternaria rosae, 1461 nucleotides. RefSeq lists its product as uncharacterized. The record is from RefSeq and is a predicted model, not a curated record. Bases 1 to 1461 code for a protein of 486 amino acids. Gene Ontology annotation, cellular component: mitochondrion. Gene Ontology annotation, biological process: lactate catabolic process. The transcript has 2 exons. NCBI's taxonomy places the organism in Eukaryota, Fungi, Ascomycota, Dothideomycetes, Pleosporales, Pleosporaceae. Gene Ontology annotation, molecular function: FAD binding; D-lactate dehydrogenase (cytochrome) activity; D-lactate dehydrogenase (NAD+) activity.